AUUUUCUAGUUAUUAUUUUAAAGAAAACAUAUAUCUAUGUAAUUUUAAAAUCCACAUUUUCAAAAUUCAACGAAUUGUCUUUAGGAUAGUUUAGUGAAAUGGGGAAAGAAUAGUAGAGUAGCAUUGAAAUAAUUGUUUUGGUCAAUGAAUCCUAAUAUUGUCCAAAACCAAGUAUAAUUAAAAGGAAACAAUUCAUAAAUAGCUUCAGAACUCUCUCUUACUCCUUUCACGUUUACAAUCGGAGCCACCAACAACAUAUCGGAUAAACAGCGAUUGCGAAAAUGGCGAGGGGAAAGAUCCAGAUCAAGAAGAUAGAAAACUCAACCAACAGGCAAGUCACGUAUUCCAAGAGGAGGAAUGGAUUGUUCAAGAAGGCGAGUGAACUCACUGUGUUGUGUGAUGCUAAAGUCUCCAUUAUCAUGGUGUCUUGUACCGAUAAGCUUCAUGAGUACAUAAGUCCUUCCAUCACGACGAAGCAGUUCUUCGAUCAGUAUCAGAAAGCAGCUGGAAUUGACCUUUGGAACUCCCAUUAUGAGAAAAUGCAAGAAGAACUGAGACAGCUGAAAGAGGUGAACAAAAAUCUAAGAAGGCAAAUUAGGCAAAGGUUGGGUGAUUGUUUGGAACAUUUAGGAUUUGAAGAGUUGCUUGAUCUUGAAAAGGAGUCUCAGGAAGCUGUUUACAUCAUUCGCGAACGCAAGCUGAAGGUGAUUGGUAAUAAGUUGGAGACUUCUAAGAAAAAGGUGAGGAGUGCUCAAGACGUCUACAAAAAACUAAUGCAUGAAUUCGGAAUAAGAGGGGAAGAUCCACAAUACGGGAUGAUAGAAGAUGGAGAGUAUGAAGCAAUGUACGGAUACCCGCCACAAAUGACUGCACCACAUAUCUUGACUCUGCGGUUGCAACCUAACCAUCCGAAUAAUCUCCAUGCCACGACAUCCGACCUCACCACGUAUGCCUUGCUUGGCUAGCUAGUUAGUAUGUAGCAAAUUAAUCUUUCUCUUAUUAUCAAGGGUAUUUGUGACACUCAUUAGCCAUACCCUUUGCUUAUUUAUGUUUUAUGGUUUUUAUAUGUGAAAUAUGUUGUGAUUGAUCAAGUUAAAUGUUAUUUUUACUAUGUUUUUUUGUUGUGGGAAAGACCACAACUCAUGUUGAUUUUAUUAAAUCGAGUUAUGAGACUACAUUUGGUAAUGACAAAUCAAAAAUAAAGUUUACCAGGAGAUGGACCAAUAAUAUGCAAACGUAUCAAAAUUAGUUGGUUAAUUUGUAAAUGGGUUGUUGUGUUCCAAACAAAAAAAAAAUGUAUAGUUAUUUGUAUGUAUGCAAAUUGGUUGGGUCGAUUCGAG
Molecule: messenger RNA, 1340 nt
Organism: Lactuca saligna
Lineage: Eukaryota; Viridiplantae; Streptophyta; Magnoliopsida; Asterales; Asteraceae
Source: the annotation of a GenBank genome assembly